AUGAUUUCAUCUACGUUUAUCGAUGUGGGUAUGAAAAUGGUUACGGGAGGUUCAAUCUUUCAACCGUUUGACGACAAUACAUAAAUAAAUCCUUUGUAGUUCAAGAACCCAUUUAUUGAUCUUUGCACCUGGAUUGCUUCCGUCACGGCAGGGCAAUGGACUCCGUGUCAACAUACAGCGCGGCCAGUCUGGCCUGGCUAGCGAUCCAGGCCACGACGCUCAUCGUCUGGCCCUCACUCAUCAGCACCCUCCUCCGGGCCGACGGCCCUGCGCAAGGGGCGCCAUACGGCGUCGCCAAUUCCAAUGCGUCUCUGGAGCAGUACUUUGCCCGCUCCCUCGGGCUCGCACAACUAGCCCUGGGCAGCCUCCUCCUCGUCCUCUCCGGGGCCCUGCCGCUCGACUCGCCAGCUAACCCGCCCGACAACACGUCGAACCCGACCCCCUCCGCGUCCGCCGCCGUGCUGCUGACGACCCUCUACCACGCGGCCGCGGCGUUUUAUGCCUACACGCGCUACCACGCGACCCGCGGGCUGACGGCGUACCUGCUGGGCUGCCUCGCCAGCAGCGUGCUGGCGGCGUACGGGCUGGGGGUGCUCUUGUUUGCGGGCGACAGGAACAGGCGAGUCAGCCGGCGGACGGGGGCGGACAAGAGCACGAGCGGGUGGCCGUUCAAGAACGCCGAGGCGGAUAAGAAGAAGAAGAAGAGGUCGUGAUGUUGUUCGUUUCUGAGGUGGUCCGGGCUGUCUUCGAGGGAGGGAGAGGGGGUAGAUCCGUUGAUUGCUCAGAGAUGUUGAUGCAUGGUGUCGCUUGGGCGUGAUCGUAGUGACGAGGUCGUGUCGAGAUUGGCGAGGGCCUUAGUUGAGUUUGGGCCGAAGCCGUGUGUUGGCGGCCCCCCC
Thermothelomyces thermophilus ATCC 42464 is the source of this 896-nucleotide messenger RNA. RefSeq lists its product as uncharacterized. Lineage: Eukaryota; Fungi; Ascomycota; Sordariomycetes; Sordariales; Chaetomiaceae. Bases 156 to 713 code for a protein of 185 amino acids. The record is from RefSeq and is a predicted model, not a curated record. The transcript is spliced from 3 exons.